This is a messenger RNA of [Candida] anglica, 1493 nucleotides long. Lineage: Eukaryota; Fungi; Ascomycota; Pichiomycetes; Serinales; Debaryomycetaceae. The record is from the annotation of a GenBank genome assembly.
UAGUAUUUCUAUACAAUCCAACCUUUGCCAUGAAGAUCAAUACCUCAAUUUCAUUGGGCUCUCUUGGCCUUAUAACUAGAAUAUUUGCAGCAUCAUGUAAUCCACUAGAAUCUACAAGCUGUAGUUCUGACCCUGCGUUAGGAUCGACUAUCGAGUUAGAUUUCUCAUCUUCUUCUUCACAAUUCAAACCCACAUCUUCCAAAGGCUCGAUAUCAUAUUCUGAAAAUAAUGGGGUGGAACUCACCAUCAAUGAGCAAAACGAUAACCCGGGCUUGAAGUCCGAUUUCUAUAUAAUGUUUGGACGCGUUGAAGUUCACAUGAAGGCUGGGAGUGGCCAGGGAAUAGUGUCAUCAUUUUUCCUUCAAUCUGACGAUUUAGAUGAAAUAGAUAUCGAAUUAUUUGGCACUGAUACCACUCAAUUCCAAUCCAAUUUUUUUUCAAAGGGUAACACGGCCACAUACGACCGUGGUGAAUAUCAUUCCACUAGUGGAGCCCCACAAGAUUCAUAUUACAACUACACCUUAGUGUGGACGCUGGACCAAUUAGAAUGGUGGUUUGAGGGAACUCUUGAAAGAACCUUACUCAGUACAACCCCAGAGGGAUAUCCACAAACACCAAUGUACUUGUCCAUGGGGAUUUGGGCUGGAGGAGAUCCAUCUAACCAAGAGGGAACCAUUGAAUGGGCUGGAGGUUUGACUGACUAUAGUAAAGCUCCUUUCACCAUGUCUAUAAAUAAAUUGAUAGUUUCUGACUACUCUACAGGGACCUCUUAUUCAUAUGGAGAUACUUCUGGUGAUUGGACUUCAAUUAAAUCUGAUGGAGGUUCAAUCAAUGGUAAUUCUGAUGGAAGUAACACUAAUACCCAGGUGAUUAAGUCAACUUCAAAAGCUUCUUCAUCUAGCACUUCAUCUAGCACUUCAUCUAGCACUUCAUCUAGCACUUCGACCAGCUCCUCAACAUCUUCAUCUAGCACUUCAACCAGUUCCUCUUCAUCUUCAAAAAGCUCAACUACAUCAAAGAGUUCAUCCACUACGUCAUCGGAAGUAACUACCUCGAGCUCAACUACUUCAUUAAAGAGCUCACCCACAACUUCCGAAAGCUCCUCUACCAGCUCAUCCACAUCAUCAAAUUCCUCUGCAUCUCAAAAUUCUGAAUCAUCUUCUAGUACUUCUGCAUCUCAUGGAUCAACCCUUUCCACCGUCGCAUCUACUGGAAUCACAAAGGGAGAUAACAUACUGACUUCCUCUGCAGACCCUUCCAGUACUGGCUCAAGUUCAAGUUCUAGUUCCAGUUCUAGCUCCAGCUCAUCUACUGCAAGUUCUACCACGGGAAAUAUCGCUAACCACUCCUCAAAUCUUAAUGGAUUCUGGAUGAUCCCAAUAACCUUCUUAUGGCUUAUCCUUUAAUUCUAAAUACAAUAAAUGAUGGUGUUAUAAAAUAUAUUUUACAUGUGUAGUUUAAUUAUAUAAAAAAAUCUACUCUUCUAAUUUUAA